ACGGAUUAGCCAAUAUCACUUGGUUUUUGAAUUUGCGAGAAUGCCUGAGCCAGCGAAAUCCGCGCCCAAGAAGGGCUCUAAGAAAGCUGUCACCAAGACCGCUGCGAAGGGAGGAAAGAAGCGCAGAAAGUCAAGGAAGGAGAGCUACGCCAUCUACGUAUACAAGGUCCUGAAGCAAGUGCAUCCUGAUACUGGCAUUUCUUCGAAAGCAAUGGGUAUCAUGAACUCCUUCGUUAAUGAUAUUUUUGAGCGUAUUGCUGGUGAAUCUUCCCGUCUGGCUCACUACAACAAGCGUUCUACCAUCACUUCAAGGGAGAUUCAGACCGCUGUGCGCCUUCUGUUGCCAGGAGAGUUGGCCAAACACGCAGUGUCUGAGGGCACCAAGGCCGUCACAAAGUAUACCAGCUCAAAGUAAACUGACGUGCAACGGAUCUUAACCCAAAGGCUCUUUUAAGAGCCACC
Molecule: messenger RNA, 462 nt
Organism: Anguilla rostrata (American eel)
Lineage: Eukaryota; Metazoa; Chordata; Actinopteri; Anguilliformes; Anguillidae
Product: histone H2B-like
Exons: 1
Coding region: 41-415 (124 amino acids)
Cellular component (GO): nucleosome
Molecular function (GO): DNA binding; protein heterodimerization activity; structural constituent of chromatin
Source: RefSeq, a predicted model, not a curated record